CCGGGGCUGCAUCGACAACUGCCACCGGAUAUCAAAUGCAAAAAUGUCUGGGUCUGGAAGGAUCCGAACUUGUGAUGCGCAUUUUCGAACACAGAAAAAUCUCUCAUGCAUAGGUAGCAAAAGCUGCUCAAUUCUGUCACCAAAAUGGGCGAUUUCUCAUGCGGGUUCGGCAUUGCGGAGGCUUCUCGAAACCUGUGAUGCUAGAGCUUCCAUGCCAGACCUUCUGCGUCAUGCAAAAACAGCAUGACUCUUCCAGACCCAGACAUUUUUACAUUUGAUACAGGAGCAUCGCAAACGAUUUGAGUGACGAGGAAUUCCAUUGUGGCUUAAAAGGCUACGGCGUUGUCCGGUACGCGAGCGAAAGGUCUCCUAUUACCAGAACCUACCCGUCCACGGAAACUGGGGCGAGUCAUGCCGAGCCUUUUCGCGAACUACCGCCCGAGAACUGCUGCCGGCGGGAGGGCCCGGACAGCCAGCACCCGCUGCGGUGUGGCGGCGUAUCCAAUGCAAAUAUGUUGUCUGGGUCCGGAAACUUGUGAUGCUGAAGUGUGGAUGAUUGAAAUCCUUCCCAAUGCAGCCAAGCAUGACAAGGUAUUCGCGGAACACCUUCUCGUCAUGCGCAGCCCGGAUGAGAAACUGUGCUUUUGGAUGACAUAAGGGGGCAUCGGCGUCUUUUUGUUGAUCACGCAAUACAGAUAGUUACAGGAUUGUAGGACUAGCAUUACAAGUCCCAUGAUCUUUCCAGUUCCAGACAUGCUUGCAAUGCAUACGGCGUGUUUUUGUACGACGCCAUCGACGCCUCUGGCUUGACCGACGUUUUCACCGAGCAGUCCGUAUUGAGAGGCAAAAUCCCCCCUCCCCAUAUUGAAAAGGUAUGUUUCCAAAAAUUUGUGUUGCGGAUUUGAGGUCACAAAUCACAUCUGUCUUGCAAGAAGACAAGGGCAGAAGCUUCCGCCCCAUUAUGGAAGCGAUUUGUCAUGCUGUUGGGCCUAAAGGGGAGUCGUUUGCCAUGCUGAGCAGCUAGACACAUGCGCCUCUACCUAGCCUGGGGAUCUGGCCGCAAUGCCUCUCUGCAAUACAAAGCUGAUUUGUGGCCCCAAAUCAGCAUCACAAAUUUCCGUUUUGAUAUGGGGUGGGGGGAUUUUUCAUUUUGAUAGUCCGGCGCCGCCAUUUUGGGAUUUUCCGGGGACGGCCACACCAUCCCCGUGAACGGGAAUGUGAAUGACGUUCCUCACGGGGACUUCUUCAAGUCCCAUUUAUACCCAAGCAAUCCCCCUGGCUGGACGCGCGCGACGCUGUAUUGCCGGUCAAAGGGGUUCGGGCAGCCGAUCGAAGACUUGACACACGUCGUGCGUCUGCCGGAAAGCGGCGAAGACCUGGCACCGUACCCGGAAAUAUCCUGAUGAAAAACGUCCCCACACCAGAGUCAAGAUGGGAAACCUGCUAGACAAUUCAACCAGCUUUGGUUGUUUGGCAUGACAAGCUUGUCCUCGUAGCAAAGUCCUGUUUAGCUAGUUCAGAAGCAUCACAGAUCUAGCACAGCAUGCUGGUUCGAGCAUGACAAAUUCCAAAACACGGACAGACAAUGCUUCUCAUAGGGCUCAGCAUGAGAAACUUGUUUGGCAUGCAGAAAUGCGUGACAACUAUGGGGUGGGGACGUUUUUGCUCAGGAUAGAAAACGGGGUUCCACGAGGGCUCCAAGGAGUGCUAUCAAAAGGAAAAAUCCCCCCUCCCCAUAUCAAAAGGAAACGUCUGAUGCUGCAUUUGCGUACACAGAUGAGGUCUGUCUUGCUGUGAGGAAUUGCGGCCAGAUUCUUAUAGGUGUUUAAGAGCGCAAGAGUCUAGCUGUUUAGCAUUGGAAACGCCUGCCCUGUUGGCCACCCAGCAUGAAAAAUAGCAUCCAUAAUGCGGCGCAUCCCUCAGCGCUUGCCUUUUUGCAAGACAAAAAUGAUUUGUGGCCACAAAUCUGCAUCACAAAUUUUCCGACGGAUGCUUUUUCAAUAUGGGGAGGGGGGAUUUUUCCUCACAAUAAGUGCUGCGAGAUCCCCACCUGCGCCAUCGGGUUUUUCGCCUGGCCGAAAGAGUUUCAGUGUCGGGCGCGCAUGAUAUGACAGUGCACAACUCCCCCUCGUUCUCAUUUCUCAUGCAAAAUACCAAAUCCACGCUUUCCCUCCUGUCACUAUUAUGCAUGACGAGUUCUGGUAGCCCGAAUAGCACUACAAUCCAGUGCAAAUUUGCCAUGCAAAACCGGCACUGUUGCUGAUGCUUGUAUUGCCGUUCAUGCUAUACAAAUGCGGGGGAGGGGGAGUUGUGCACUGGCUGCAUACAUGAUCCCAAUCGGGGAAUACAUCGCGGCAGAAUCGGUC
Amoebophrya sp. A120 is the source of this 2366-nucleotide messenger RNA. The record is from the annotation of a GenBank genome assembly. NCBI's taxonomy places the organism in Eukaryota, Dinophyceae, Syndiniales, Amoebophryaceae.